UCAGCGUGGGCUGCAAGGAAUGGGCGUGUCCGCAGUCUGUCCGGGACGAUGCGGGGCGGCUCCGGGCGGAAGGAGGAGAGUCAGGGAUGCGGCGGCGGGGCUGGUGGCUGCUGCUCGGGCUGUUGCUGCUCCGGCUCGGUCUCCACGCUCUGAGGAGCCUGAUCUCUCCCGGGGUGGUGCUGGUGGCGGCGGGGCCGGCAGUGGCGGCGGUGUGCCGGGCCACCUAUGGACGCUUCCACCUGGGGGACGACUACGGGCGCCGGUACAGCUCCUUCCCGGCCGGGCUGCGGAAGGAGAUGCGGGAGAUGGCCCGGGGCAUGUUCUCCUUCGGCUACGACAACUACAUGCACUACGCCUUUCCGGAGGACGAGCUCAACCCCAUCCUGUGCCGGGGCCGGGGGCCGGACACCGGGGACCCUUCAAAUCUUAACAUCAAUGAUGUGCUCGGGAACUAUUCUCUCACCCUGAUUGACGCCCUGGACACGUUAGCGGUUAUGGGUAAUGCCACAGAGUUUCAGAAAGCCGUGCGUCUGGUGAUCGACACGGUUUCUUUUGACAAAGAUUCCACCGUGCAAGUGUUUGAGGCAAACAUCCGGAUUUUGGGUAGUCUGCUGUCUGCGCACAUCAUUCUGACGGACGCCGAGCAGCCGUUUGGCAACAUGACUGUUUAUGGUUACGAUAAUGAACUCUUACAGAUGGCGCAUGACCUGGCUGUCCGACUUCUUCCUGCCUUUGAGAACACCAGAACAGGGAUGCCGUACCCGAGAGUAAACCUGAAGAAGGGCGUGCCGCCUGACAGCCUGAAUGAGACGUGUACGGCCGGUGCCGGCUCGCUGCUGGUAGAGUUUGGCAUCCUCAGCCGGCUUCUCGGAGACUCCACGUUUGAAUGGAUGGCCCGCCGUGCUGUACGAGCCCUGUGGGGUCUGCGGAACAAUAACACCGGUCUCCUGGGUAACGUGGUGGAUAUCCAGACAGGACAGUGGGUUGGGAAGCAGAGUGGGCUCGGAGCGGGCCUGGACUCUUUCUAUGAGUACUUGCUGAAGUCCUACAUCUUGUUUGGAGAAGAGGAAGAUCUGCACAUGUUUAAUGAGGCCUAUAAGAGCAUUCAGAGCCACCUGCGGAGAGGACGGGAAGCGUGCAAUGAAGGCGAGGGGGAUCCACCGCUGUAUGUCAAUGUCAACAUGUUUAAUGGGCAGAUCAUGAACACGUGGAUAGAUUCUCUCCAGGCUUUCUUUCCUGGCCUCCAGGUCCUGAAAGGAGACAUUGAGGACGCCAUCUGUCUCCACGCCUUCUAUUACGCGAUCUGGAAGAGGUACGGCGCCCUGCCCGAGAGGUACAACUGGCAGCUGCAGGCGCCAGAUGUCUCCUUCUACCCACUCAGACCAGAACUGGUGGAGUCCACCUACCUCUUGUAUCAGGCCACUAAGAACCCGUUCUACCUACAUGUCGGAAUGGACAUCCUGCGCAGCCUGGAGAAACACGCCAAGGCCCGGUGUGGUUACGCAACGCUCCACCACGUGAUCGACAAAUCCCAGGAGGAUCGGAUGGAAAGUUUCUUCUUGAGCGAGACGUGCAAAUAUCUGUACUUGCUUUUUGACGAGGAGAACCCAGUGCACCUGACGGGCAACAAAUAUCUCUUUACAACUGAAGGCCACCUGAUCCCACUUGACCCCCGCUUCAGGAACAAAGCCUGGAAGGACAUCUUUGUACCGGACAGUAAAGCCACCGCAGAGAAGCUGUCCCAGAACAAACUCCGUGCCGCAAACUUAAGCAGCAAUUGUUACAGGGUCCCUGCGGAGCGCCGCUACUCUCUCCCGCUGAAGAGCGUUUACAUGCGCCAGAUUGAUCAAAUGGUCGGGCUUCUAUAGCCUCAGUGAUCGGUGACCAUACCGGAGUUCCUCCGAGUCCUGGUAUCCAGAUAAUAUAUCUGGGGGUGUCCGAGUGUUGCAGGUGCCAGCCGCUUGCUGUCACUGGGCGUGGAACAAGCCAGUAUCGGUCAAAGUGCCUGUGAGUGCCACGUCAGGGACUGUAAGGUCCCACAGCUCAGGAACCGUGCGAGGACUUACACCUGUUUUGUGUCUUCUUCCGAAGCUGCUGCAUUCUCCAAAACGUUAUUACCCCUUCAAGUUAUGUUCUACUGAUACCACUUGGCCUAUAACUAAUGACUGUGUUUACCUUUCUAAUUUGGUGGUGAAACGCGUCAUGUCACUGCCAUGUCCUGCUCUUUGUCCUUUUAUGUUCCGUGGUUUCCCAGGGUGGGAUGUUCUCCUGCCUGGCACCCAAUUACAAGUUGCCAAAUUGUUCAAGUCAGGCUGUCUCUCUCCUGAUGCGACGCAGGGAUCACGUUUCGCUGGAAGCUGCUCAGUGCCUAUAAUGACGUUUCUGCCAUGUUUUUUUCGACAAGGCCUCUUUUGAUACGCCAUCUCUUUUCAUACUUCCUUUGCGAAUCCAAAUCAGGGCUGCCUUAGAAUUUUCAGAGAGCCUGGAGGUAAAUUAUUGCACUUUUUUUUAUUUUUUUUUAUAUAAUUUAAGGAAGGAAAUGGAGAACUGAUGUCACAUGCUGGUCUGUGACCGGAGUCUUUUUGUGGACUAUACCAUCUGUGGGAUGAAUAGGGGGGAGGACGAAUGUUCCCACUCGUGCCUAGCAGUGCGUCAAUUCCCUGCCCUGUCAGGGGUUCUAAUCAUUAAGUAUUCAGGGAUUACAUGUUUUUAUUUUUUAAAUAUUUUUUUUUUUUAAAUGUAAAAACAGAGUCUUAUAUUAAAAGUAUAUGCAUUUUCA
Molecule: messenger RNA, 2779 nt
Organism: Pseudophryne corroboree (corroboree frog)
Lineage: Eukaryota; Metazoa; Chordata; Amphibia; Anura; Myobatrachidae
Gene: EDEM1
Product: ER degradation enhancing alpha-mannosidase like protein 1
Exons: 12
Coding region: 87-1868 (593 amino acids)
Biological process (GO): carbohydrate metabolic process; endoplasmic reticulum mannose trimming; mannose trimming involved in glycoprotein ERAD pathway
Cellular component (GO): endoplasmic reticulum; membrane
Molecular function (GO): calcium ion binding; mannosyl-oligosaccharide 1,2-alpha-mannosidase activity
Source: RefSeq, a predicted model, not a curated record